Molecule: messenger RNA, 1068 nt
Organism: Sorex araneus (European shrew)
Lineage: Eukaryota; Metazoa; Chordata; Mammalia; Eulipotyphla; Soricidae
Product: heparan-sulfate 6-O-sulfotransferase 3-like
Exons: 2
Coding region: 137-943 (268 amino acids)
Cellular component (GO): membrane
Molecular function (GO): heparan sulfate 6-sulfotransferase activity
Source: RefSeq, a predicted model, not a curated record
GCUCCGAGCCGCGCCCCGGAGUCCCCGAAACUUCCGAGCGGGAGCCGGUCCCCGCCGCCGCCGCCGCCGCCGCCGGCGCUAGCGCCCACGCCCACGCCGCCCACGCCGCGUCGCCUGCCGGCCUGAGAGCGGGACCAUGGAUGAAAGGUUCAACAAGUGGCUGCUGACGCCCGUGCUCACUCUCCUCUUCGUGGUCAUCAUGUACCAGUACGUGUCCCCCUCGUGCACCAGCUCCUGCGCCAACUUCGGGGAGCAGCAGCGGCCGCAGCCGCGCGCGGGGGACGCCGGCCCGCCUGUCGCCGCCGCCGCUGCCGCCGCCGCCGCCCGGGCUCCGGCCCGCCGGGCCCCGGCGCCGCAGCUGCCCCCGCCGCCCCGGGGAUCCCCGCCCGCGGGCGCCCGGGCCGCCCCCGACGACGAGGACGAGGAGCCCGGGGAGCCCGAGGCGGCCGAGGCGCCGGACGAGGUGGAGGGCGAGGUGAUGGAGGAGGAGGAGGAGGAGGAGGACCGGGAGGAAGAGGAGGAGGAGGAGGAGGAGGGGGCGGAGGAGGAGGAGCGGGACCCCGAGGCCCCCGAGAACGGCUCGCUGCCCCGCUUCGUGCCGCGCUUUAACUUCACCCUCAAGGACCUGACCCGCUUCGUGGAUUUCAACAUCAAGGGGCGCGACGUGAUCGUGUUCCUGCACAUCCAGAAGACGGGCGGCACCACGUUCGGCCGGCACCUGGUCAAGAACAUCCGGCUGGAGCAGCCGUGCAGCUGCAAGGCCGGCCAGAAGAAGUGCACCUGCCACCGGCCCGGCAAGAAGGAGACGUGGCUCUUCUCCCGCUUCUCCACCGGCUGGAGCUGCGGGCUGCACGCCGACUGGACGGAGCUCACCAACUGCGUGCCGGCCAUCAUGGAGAAGAAGGACUGUCCCCGCAACCACAGCCACACCAGUGCAAACUGAAAACUGUACCUCCACAAAAUAGAAGUAAUGAGACCAGUGGAAUGACUUUAGAAAAACAUGGAGGAAAACAAACAAACAAAUUUUAACGCCGAUGGUGGAACCUAGACCUUUGCUCAUCAUCUUUU